AUGCCGUGCUCCGCCGGGUGCGUGGGGCGGGUGGGUCGAGCGGGGCUCGUGCCGCGCCGGACUCUGAGGUUGAGUGGUGCGCGGGCGCCCGUGGCGCGCGCAGCGGCCGCUGAGCAGGGAUCGCAGCGGGGGCCGGCAGGGCCCUCUAAUCCGCAGGAGCAGCUCUCCCAGCGACAGUACGACGCGUUCAUGGCGGAUUACAAUCUGUGGGUUAAGGAGUCGGCUGCCCGGACCAUGGAGGACUACAAGGCGGAGAAGGACGUGCUGUUCCGACGAACGGCGAAGUUUGGCGGCGGACUAGCACUGUACAUUGCACUCGUCGUCUCCCCGGAGUCGGCCUUGUGCACGCUGUGCGGCCUCGCGGGAUCUCUCGCGUACCUUCAGCUGCUCUACCUCGACAUCGACGGCGUCAAGGGGGACGACCCUACGCCCAUCUUCGACGUCGAAGAGAACGUCCCCGCCGGGCCCCUUCGGAUCGUGAGCAAGGUAGCGGUCGGCCUGACGUACUCGCUGAACCGUCGGCUGCUCGUCCCAGCCGCACUUGCGGCGGGCUGCUGGGCCUUCAACGAAGCCGCGGCGCCGGACGCGUACCACCUGAGCCUGGUCGACGAGGGCUGUGUGCUCGGGGGCUUCCUGGCAUACAAGGCGUCGCUCGUGGUCGAGCUGUACAACGCGUACAAGCCCCGCGUGAAGACGAUGGAGGAGAUCCGCGGGCCCGGGCCGCGGCCGGUGAUUCAGAACGACCUGGAGGACAUUGAUGAUUUGGGAAUCGAGUACAAGGACGAGCGAGUCAAGAAAAUCAAGUUCUGA
Pedinophyceae sp. YPF-701 is the source of this 810-nucleotide messenger RNA. The record is from the annotation of a GenBank genome assembly. Lineage: Eukaryota; Viridiplantae; Chlorophyta; Pedinophyceae.